Knipowitschia caucasica is the source of this 2598-nucleotide messenger RNA. NCBI's taxonomy places the organism in Eukaryota, Metazoa, Chordata, Actinopteri, Gobiiformes, Gobiidae. The record is from the annotation of a GenBank genome assembly.
AUGAAGAAGGACCGAAGAACCCGUGCUCUGCUCCUCAUGCUGUUGCUGUGUUUUGGCUCAGGACAUAGUGAUUAUGCGCCGUACUUUUACGACAAUGGUCCGAGCAGCGACAACGGCAACAUGAACCUGUUCAGUAUUUCAGAGGACACACCAGUGGGAUCCCUGGUGUAUGUGUUGAACGGUACCGACCCGGAGGACGACCCGGUCUGGUACGGUCUGUCCUUCGACCAGGGAUCCAGAGAAUACUUCAGAGCAGAACCUCAGUCUGGGAACGUCACGCUGGUGCAAGAACUGGACAGAGAGCUCCAGGAUGAGAUCUCGGUGUCUGUAAGCAUAACAGACGGGCGUAACAAGGUGGUGGAAACCGCCAGGAUUUUUGUCACAGACGUAAAUGACGAAGCUCCCGAGUUUCAGAACCUGCCAUUUAUAAUCAGUGUCUCGGAGGACGCAGCUCCAGGGACCAGCGUCUACAAAGUGGAGGCCGUGGACAGAGACAUGGGCUCAGGAGGAAGCGUGUCCUAUUCGCUUCUGGCCUCCUCCUCUGGUCCCUUCACCAUCGACCCUCACAGCGGGAUCCUCAGAGUCCGACCAGGAGAGACUCUGGACUAUGAGACCACACCCACUCACUUCAUCACCGUCAUUGCCAAGGAUGGAGGGGGGAAGUUCAAAGGUCGUCACCAGGUGCUGUCGUCUAAAGCCACCGUCACCGUGAACCUGGAGGACGCUCAGGACAUGGCGCCGGCGUUCGUGGGGACGCCGUACUUCGGAUAUGUUUACGAAGUCUCCGUCCCCGGCUCUGAAGUCUUCACAGUCUCUGCCAGAGACGGGGACCAGGGGAACCCCAACCUCAUGCACUACCAGCUCAUCAGCGGUGCAGAGGGAGUGUUUGACAUCAACAGCACCAGUGGCUGCAUCACCCUCAACACUCCUCCCUCCAGUCUAAGGAACGAGCUCUACGAGAUUGUUGUCAAAGCGUGGGAGCAGGCCCCAGACGGGUCUCUCUUGGCUUGGGACCAGACCACGGUGACAGUGAGGGUGGUGGACCUGAACAACCACCCGCCGACCUUCUACGGAGAGAACGGGCCUCAGAACCGCUUCGAGCUCACGCUAAGCGAGCACCCUCCGGCUGGCGAGAUCCUGCGAGGAUUCAAGAUCACCGUCAACGACUCGGACCAGGGAGCCAAUGCAAAGUUCAAGCUGCGGCUGGUGGGGCCCAGCCACGUCCUCAGAGUGGUUCCUCAGACGGUUCUCAAUGAGGCCCAGGUCACUAUCAUUGUGGAGGACACCAGCGGCAUCGACUAUGAGAGAGGCCCGACAUUGUCCUUCAAGCUGUUGGCAGUGGAGGUGGACACUCCCGAGAGGUUCAGCUCCACCGCAGACAUCCUCAUUCAUCUCCUCGACACCAACGACAACACUCCACAAUUCACCUCCGAGUAUUACAUCGCCAGAGUCCCAGAGAACUCUGCUGGAGGCUGCAGCGUGGUGUCUGUGCAGGCAGUGGAUCCAGACUCUGGUCCCUGGGGAGACGUCUCUUACACCAUCUACGGCUCCGGAGCAGAUCUGUUCUCCAUCCACCCCUCUUCUGGCCUGAUCAGCACACAGCCCUGGACCAGUCUGGACGCGGAGGUCAGGUCUAAGUAUAACUUCUACGUGAAGGCGGAGGACUCUGAAGGGAAGUACAGCUUGGCAGAGGUCUUUGUGACGGUCGCCGACAUGAACGACCACCCGCCCGAGUUCCAGGAGAAACAACUGGAGAAAACCAUGAUCAUCGGCUCCCCGGUCAAAGUGGAGGCGGUGGACGAUGACGCAGAAUCUCCCAACAACCUCAUCGAAUACUCCAUCAUGAGGGCCGACCCGGACAACGCCUUUGACAUAAACGCAGAGACAGGAGAGAUCUACCUCAAGCCACACAUAAAGACCAUGGAGAUCGUCCAGAACAUCACCAGACAGAAGGACUGCACCUGGUCUUUGGUGGUCCAGGCCAAGGACUUAGGAUCCCCCUCUUUCAGUACCACAGCCCUGGUGAACAUCGACAUCACAGAGGCGGACCACCUUAAAGGGCCAAUGGCUGCAUUCUUACUGCGCAGUAGGGACAAUCCGAUGAAGGCUAUUGCGAUGCUAAUUGGUAUUGUUAGUGUGUUUUUGGGUGUGACCGCAAUGUUGUCCACGGCAUUGUUUUUGCGCAACUCCAAGUCCAACAGAAUCACUCCGGUUCGCCGCAUCAUCAAACGGCGGCAAGAGAAAACCCGGCAGACGUCGGCGUGGAGGCUCCAAAUGCCACUGUUCUCACGCCCAAACCCCGGGAUCAAGUUCCUGAUCGAGGACACAGACGCCAACCGAGACCAGGAAGCCGGCAGGUCCAGUCCAAGGCCCAGACCGCAGCCUCCGAGCGCGCCUCUGCCCCCACCGCCCCCCUGCCUCAGCCGAGCGAGCGAGAGACCCAGACCAGUGCCCACGGUAUCCGGAGCGUUAGCCUCUAAAGCGUUCAAUAAAGCUAGCCGGCGCAAAGAGGGAAACAUGAGCUCGGCUUUGGUCUCGGAGCUGAAGCAGAAACUGGAGCAGAAGAUCAUUGAGAGUAAUAAGGGGUACUACUGCUGA